Myotis lucifugus (little brown bat) is the source of this 2329-nucleotide messenger RNA. Its product is annotated as rho GTPase-activating protein 44-like. The record is from RefSeq and is a predicted model, not a curated record. Gene Ontology annotation, molecular function: GTPase activator activity; protein binding. Gene Ontology annotation, biological process: positive regulation of GTPase activity; regulation of actin cytoskeleton organization; modification of dendritic spine. Lineage: Eukaryota; Metazoa; Chordata; Mammalia; Chiroptera; Vespertilionidae. Gene Ontology annotation, cellular component: leading edge membrane; presynaptic active zone; dendritic spine.
UGGCAGCAGACUUCCAAGUCUUCAGGGUUGUCCAGCAGCUUGCAGCCUGCGGGUGCCAAAGCUGAUGCCCUCAGGGAAGAAAUGGAGGAGGCUGCCAACAGAGUGGAGAUUUGCAGGGACCAGCUGUCAGCUGACAUGUACAGUUUUGUGGCCAAAGAAAUCGACUAUGCAAACUACUUCCAAACGCUCAUAGAAGUGCAAGCUGAGUACCACAGGAAGUCGCUGGCGCUCUUACAGGCCGUGCUGCCGCAGAUAAAAGCACAGCAGGAGGCCUGGGUGGAGAAGCCGUCCUUCGGGAAGCCCCUGGAGGAGCACCUCACCAUCAGCGGCCGGGAGAUCGCCUUCCCCAUCGAGGCCUGCGUCACGAUGCUGCUAGAGUGCGGGAUGCAGGAGGAGGGACUCUUCCGAGUGGCUCCAUCCGCCUCCAAAUUGAAGAAGCUGAAAGCUGCCCUGGACUGCUGUGUGGUGGACGUGCAGGAGUACUCAGCAGACCCACACGCGAUCGCAGGAGCUUUGAAAUCUUACCUCCGAGAGUUGCCAGAACCUCUUAUGACCUUUGAACUCUAUGACGAGUGGAUUCAGGCUUCCAACAUCCAGGAGCAAGAAAAGAGGCUUCAGGCUCUGUGGAAUGCUUGUGAAAAAUUGCCCAAGGCCAAUCACAGCAACAUCCGAUACUUGAUCAAAUUUUUAUCGAAGCUGUCAGAAUAUCAAGAUGUAAACAAGAUGACUCCCAGUAACAUAGCAAUUGUGUUAGGACCCAACCUCCUGUGGCCACAAGCGGAGGGGAACAUCACGGAGAUGAUGACCACGGUUUCGCUGCAGAUUGUCGGGAUCAUCGAACCCAUCAUCCAGCAUGCGGACUGGUUCUUCCCCGGGGAGAUAGAGUUCAACAUCACGGGGAAUUACGGGAGUCCGGUCCACGUGAACCACAACGCCAACUACAGCUCAAUGCCCUCCCCAGACAUGGACCCCGCCGACCGGCGCCAGCCCGAGCAGGCUCGCCGGCCCCUCAGCGUUGCCACGGAUAACAUGAUGCUGGAGUUUUACAAAAAGGAUGGCAUGGGCGUGAGGGUGAUGGACACGUCCUGGGUGGCGCGAAGAGGCUCGUCGUCGGCAGGCCGGAAAGGGUCGUGCGCCCCACCCUCCACGCAGCCCCCCGCCCCUCCCGAGGAGCUGGCAGCGCCUCUGCCCUCACCCCUUCUGGAGCAGCCCCCAGAGGACCCCGUGGUGCCCUCGCUUUCUCCAUCCGGCCUGGGCCUCCAGCCUGGGGCCGAGCGGACCAGCGCUUCUAGAAGCAAGGAGCUUUCUCCAGGAUCUGGGCAGAAGGGAAGUCCGGGUUCCAGCCAGGGGGCACCCUGUGCCGGAACGCCAGCAGGCACCAGCCCCGGCCCGCAGCCGGCUGACCAGAGCCCUCACACUCUCCGGAAAGUUUCCAAGAAGCUGGCACCGAUUCCACCCAAGGUACCCUUCGGCCAGCCAGGCGCUAUGUCAGAGCUGCCCACUGGCCAGCCGUCCCCACUCAGCCUGUCACCUACGCCCCCGAGCACCCCGUCACCCUACGGACUCAGUUACCCGCAAGGGUACCCCUUGGCCUCGGGCCAGCUCUCCCCGGCGGCAGUGCCCCCUCUGGCUUCUCCUUCCAGCUUCGCCAGCACUUUAACCAAAUCGCGGCCCACCCCGAAGCCCCGGCAGAGACCCACGCUGCCGCCCCCGCAGCCGCCCACGGCGAGCCUCUCCGCCUCCAGCCCGCAGUCCACGGAGCACCCCGUGCUCGACGGCAUGGCCCCCGGGGAAAGCAUGUCCACAGAUCUCGCUCACUUCGACGUCCCCUCCAUCCACGUGGAGCUCGGGCCGGCACUCCGCCUGAGUCCCCUGGAGCACAAGCUGCGGCCCUCGGUGACUGAGAAGAGGGACUCGGAGGAGGACUCAGAGAGCACCGCCCUUUGACACGCGUGUACAUACGUGGGCCCAGACCAGCAUACGGCAGGGCGCCCUGGGCCCAAGUUCCCCGUGGCUCUCGCUGUCACUGCCGCGCAUGGCCGGAGCUCUGCAGAGAGCAGUCACCCCUGGCCUGAGUGGCAAACAUUGGUGGUGCAGAUUUUGUUCGUUCCCCUCGGGUGGUGACGUGGGCCUUUUGUUUGAUCUUUGCCUUUGACUUUGUGCCUAUUUGACCUACUUUCAGCCUCCAUGCCAAGCAGCAGCCCUCUCCACCAAGGGCUCCUGGCAGUCCUCUGCAGGGGGGUGGGGGAGGGCCAGGUGCUGGGUGAGACCUGGGCUGCGCCUGUACUGACAGCACGAGUUCUAGGUGUCAGCUGACGGGUGUCGGCUG